AAAAACCCGGUCGCUUUCAUUCAUCAAGUCUGAAAUAAGGAUAAAGAUUUUUUUUGCAUUGGAGUGGACUGCAGCUGAAUCAAAAUUGUAGAACAAUGGCUACUCACAAGCGGAUCCUAAGCACCCUGAGAAACGGCCCCACACGGCGAAACCUAUUCGGCCCCGUAGACCGAGAGCAGCUGCAGGUGGAGUACCAGGCUUCGAUUCGCAAAGACCUGGAGGAGGCUUCACACCGCUGGGGUUUCGACUUCAUCUCGGAUAAGCCUCUGGAGAGCAGCGAUUUCCAAUGGGAGGGUGUCCCAGGUACCAAGGUGCCACUGCUCUACAGAUCCUGUAUGUUUGAUCUGGAACAGGUGGAAAGUCAGAGGGCAGCAGAGGUGAAGGUUUCCCCUAAAAGAGGGAAAGUGGCCCCACCACACAAUGAAAAGGAGAACAUCCCGCUCAGCCCGCAAAGAUGUGCACUCAGACUGGUAAACUUUGAGAAAACACCUGAAAAAAGAGAGAAUACAGGACUCAAGAGGAAACAGACUAACCUUACAGAUUUCUAUCAGGCUAAAAGGAGAGUAGUCGGGAUGCCACGCAAAUCUGGCGAGUGAUUUCUGCUGCAGUUUACUGAAAAAGUGCCAACCACACAACACAGUACAACACUCAGGAAUACAACGUUCUGCACAGACUGCACUCUCACUCACCAGGAGGUCGCACACCCUGUGAAUCAAAAACAGAAGGGACCUCUGCUACAUCAGGCAUCAUUACUAUAAAGGUUAAUUAGGGUACUGUAUUCACUCUGAUGGGGUUGGUGUUUUCCCAUGUGGGAAGAAGGGGACAUCUGAGCAGAGAAGAUUAACAGUAAUCUCUGGAAUCGGUGGAUUUAUACUCUUUUGGAUCAAGGGGAUGCCAAAGUGUGGACUCACAUUUCCUACUGUACAUUCCACAAUGCUGAAAACACAGGGUCGUCUCUGCGUUUGGACCUCUCCGUUCUGUAGAAACUCUGUGCCUCUUGCAGUUCAGGGAUACCGUGGAUGAAUAUUUUACACUUGAAACACUUGACAUGUCGGUUAAAAAUCAUUUUGUCUUGUGUGAGAAAAUGGUAGAGAAUGGAUGAAGCCCUUUGGCUCCUUUGUUGAAUCCACUGUUGUUAUUGUUGUUUUUUUACAGUGUUUUUUUUCUAUGUGUAUCAUGAGGGCUAGGAAUCAUCUUAAAGUCUUUUUUUACAAGCACUUCCUGUCCAAAGUGUAUUAUACUAUAUAUCCAGAUGUACAAUCAUGUUUUAUGUACCAACAUGUGCUCAUAUGAAAAUGCUUGAUGAGUGCUGAUAUCCUGUACAUGCAGUUGCUUUGCUUAGAUUAUGAAAAGACAGAAGUGCCAUCAUGUCAUCUGCCAGUCCUCCCAUCAACUACACUGUGAUUGAUUUUCAAAGCAGAUCUCCACAAGUGCCCUGUCCACACUCUGAUGUGUAUAUCACUAGAUUGUAGGUUAGAAGUGUAGCACAAGGUCUUUGAAACACUUAAAAAAACAUGUAUAUUUAGAUUUAUAUAUCAGAGAUUUAUCAAUAGAGUUUAAUAGAGCACUGUUAAGUAGCAUAACCAUAAAAAAACAGCCUUUAAGGAAUUUAAUUUUGGUGUUUUGAAGCAUCAUAAAAGACAAUCAGUCAAAACUGUUCUCAAAAACAAGCAUAUUAAGCUAAAGCAAAGUGAUUUAUUCUUUUCUAUUUGAAAGCAUAGUGCAAUUUAACAGUCAGUGUGUUAUUAUCUGCCUCAAAACAAACUGUAUUUUUCUUUAUGACACUUAUUUAUGUCUAUGUUGGCAAAUCCUGCUGCUAUGGGUAAUCUGAAUGGGUGUUAAACAAGGUCACCGUCACACUAAUCCUAAUGAUCUGACAUGCAAAGCUAAGCGAACGUCAGCAUUACCCCAAACGAUGAAUGCACUUCUGUUUUUAGAUGCUUAUGUACAGGUGUGUCAUAUUUGUUUUAUGUCAAAAGCUACAAUUGAAAGUUCUAUCCUUAU
Messenger RNA from Scomber scombrus (Atlantic mackerel), 2004 nucleotides. RefSeq names its product cyclin dependent kinase inhibitor 1A (gene cdkn1a). The coding region runs from base 96 to 596 and encodes 166 amino acids. Gene Ontology annotation, cellular component: nucleus. The transcript is spliced from 3 exons. Gene Ontology annotation, biological process: regulation of mitotic cell cycle; signal transduction by p53 class mediator. Gene Ontology annotation, molecular function: cyclin-dependent protein serine/threonine kinase inhibitor activity. The record is from RefSeq and is a predicted model, not a curated record. Lineage: Eukaryota; Metazoa; Chordata; Actinopteri; Scombriformes; Scombridae.